Molecule: messenger RNA, 546 nt
Organism: Acanthoscelides obtectus
Lineage: Eukaryota; Metazoa; Arthropoda; Insecta; Coleoptera; Chrysomelidae
Source: the annotation of a GenBank genome assembly
AUGAAUCCUGCUCCUACAGAAAUUGACAUGUCUGUUAUUGGUAACGUGAAACCUGUCGGAGCUCCCUUGAUAUUCGGAUCAGCGGUCAACGAUAGGGUUUUUAAACUUUGCACUUACGUUCUGUGGUUGAUAGCCACAACAACCGGCACUCCAAACUUCUUAGCAUUGCUAAUGUGCUUUGCAACGUUCGGAAUACCCUUGCGUAACAGCUCCAGAUUUUCCUCUGUAUAUUCCUUGGCAAGCGGAGCCCCAGGGGUUACGGCAGGUCCGCCUCCGUGCAUUUUCAGCGCUCUGACGGUUGUUACUAGAACUACAGCGGUAGGAGACAGACCGUCUAUGAAUAUUUUUCGAGCCAGCAUGUGCGUGAACGGAAUGAGCGAAGUGAAAAGUCAAGAUCAGGGUCAACGUUGGGUAAAUUUGGAUACCACGCGCGACAACGCAAGCAAUUAUUUGCCAAAGAAAACCCAUUCUGACAAGGAAAUUUACAUUUAUAUCGAAUCUAGCUGGAUUACAGCAGAACCACUGGCUGAAACCCAAGGCUCGUAA